Molecule: messenger RNA, 2305 nt
Organism: Centrocercus urophasianus (Greater sage-grouse)
Lineage: Eukaryota; Metazoa; Chordata; Aves; Galliformes; Phasianidae
Gene: HOXA4
Product: homeobox A4
Exons: 2
Coding region: 59-988 (309 amino acids)
Biological process (GO): anterior/posterior pattern specification; embryonic skeletal system morphogenesis; regulation of transcription by RNA polymerase II
Cellular component (GO): nucleus
Molecular function (GO): RNA polymerase II cis-regulatory region sequence-specific DNA binding; DNA-binding transcription factor activity, RNA polymerase II-specific
Source: RefSeq, a predicted model, not a curated record
CCGAGCCCAGAAAAACGACAACGCGAGAAAAAUUAGUAUUUUUGCACUUCACAAAUUAAUGACCAUGAGUUCGUUUUUGAUAAACUCCAACUACAUCGAGCCCAAAUUCCCUCCCUGCGAGGAGUACACGCAGCACAGCGGCAGCGCCGGCAGCUCCACCAGCUACCACCCGCACCACCCGCACCCGCACGCCCCACCACCGCCGCCUCCGCCGCCGCCGCCGCACCUGCACGCCGCGCACCCGGGUCCCGCUCUGCCCGAGUACUUCCCUCGGCCCCGCCGGGAACCCGGCUACCAGGCUCCCGCCGCGCCGCCGGGGCCGCCGGGGCCGCCUCCCGAGGCGCUGUACCCGGCGCAGGCACCCUCUUAUCCCCAGGCGCCCUACAGCUACAGCAGCGCCGGCAGCGCAGCCCCGGGCCCCGAGCAGCCGCCCCCGGGCGCCUCUCCGCCGCCGCCGCCGCCCUCCAAGGGCCACCCCGGGCCGACCCAGCCCCUGCUCCCCGGCCAUGCCCUGCAGCGCCGCUGCGAAGCGGCCCCCGCCGCCGGGGCCGGCACCGGGCCGGGCUGCGCGUUGCUGCCCGACAAGAGCCUGCCCGGGCUGAAGGGGAAGGAGCCGGUGGUGUACCCCUGGAUGAAGAAGAUCCACGUGAGCACGGUCAACCCCAACUACAGCGGCGGGGAGCCCAAGCGGUCCCGCACCGCCUACACCCGACAGCAGGUCCUGGAGCUGGAGAAGGAGUUCCACUUCAACCGCUACCUGACCAGGAGGCGACGCAUCGAGAUCGCGCACACUCUGUGCCUCUCCGAGCGCCAGGUCAAGAUCUGGUUCCAGAACCGGCGCAUGAAGUGGAAGAAGGACCACAAGCUGCCCAACACCAAGAUGCGCUCCUCCAACCAGCCCUCGCUCGGCCAGCAGCAGGCCAAGGCACAGACACAGGGCCACCCCCGCCCGCUCGACGGGGCUGCGCCCAACGCGGCCGCGCUAUAAGGGGGUUAUCGUUUUUGUUUUUGUUUUUGUUUUUUUAAUAUAUAGAUCUCUAUUUACCUAUCUAUUGGGGUUGUGCGGCCACCCGCACUGACGGCUGGCCCUUGGGACCACGCAACUGUGUAAAACAAAGCAGGAGCAGGGAAGGAGGACGAGACGUGCCCAGGGACGGGCACACGUUGAAACCAAAACCCGGACGAUUGCCUACAUUGUAUAUAGAUAAUUGUUCCAUGCCCAUCAUUUUUUUUCUAUUUAUGGAAACCCUCUCUUGCCCUCGCUGUAAGAGUGCUGGAUGCUGUCACGGACGAAUUCUCCGUACCUAUGACGGACUCUUUUUUUUUUAAUUUUAAAUAGAGAACACUUUACAAAAUAAAAGACGGUUCAAAAAAAGCCAGGAGCUCGGGGGACGCCCGCCCGAGGCAGUGACUCGAGUGGCGUAGGACGAGCGUGGCCGUGAGGGGCGAACACGGACCCACGAGGCACAGAGCGGACAUGUUCACCUCGGGUUAGAAACUCAUGGGAAGCGUCCCCUCCCGCCGUGUUGGUGUACCGGCGCUAACUUAGCUGGGUUUCGGUGUAGCCCCGCAGUAGCUGUGAUAUGAGUUUUUCUCCACAUUCCCAAUUGCAUUUAUUUAAAAAGAAAGAAAGAAAAAAAAAAAAAAAAAAAAAAAAAAAAAAAGCUAUAAAGGCUGUGGCUGUCUUCAUAUUUGGCACCGUCUAAAUCGUUUGGGUCCAUGUACAAUUUGUGGAUUUUUGGUGUAAUGUAUACAGUGCCAGAUGCUGGUAAUAAAGAUUAUUCUGUACAAAAAAAUUAAACGCUUGAAACACACACGCGUCCACUCCGUGCUGUUUCGUGCACCUUGUGCUCCGCCGCUCUCGGCACCAGGAGUGGAAAACAAUGGCCUAACGUGUUGGUGUAACUUAGGAUUCGUUUUGUCAAUACGGUUAUGGUUGCUUAAAUGUAGCACAAAGCGUCCCCCGUCCCAACUGCCGUCUGCGAGGAGAGCGCUGCGGGACGGGGAAAGCUGUCUGUACCGCACAGCGAGCCGGGUUCUCUGUAGAACUCGGGGCAGAACCGACCCGGUCCAUCGCAGGGCUCUGGGCUCGUGUGCACCGCGCUACAGAGAGACUGAGCUGCUGCUGGGAGCCAAUGAGCUCCCAUGGCGGACUGUGCUGGAGGAGAAGUCCCACAUGCUCGCCACGAUAACACUGUAAAUCUGUAGCCGGCCGUGAUUUAUUCGUCCGUUUUCUUCCUAUUGUGAUUCCUCAACUGGCAGCACUUCUGAAGGGAAAUACAUGGGCGGUAACCUAAAGUUACUC